UCCCAACGUGCGCGUUCGUGAUCCCGAUCCUCCACCGACAGGAACAAGAGGCCGAUGACACCGGAAAAAAGCCGCAAUACAGUCGCUCGGGACCCGGAAGUAAGGCGGACUGAGGCUCCUGAGAAGUUCAAUUUUAUUGGUGAUAAGGCCGACAUCUCUACGGCUGAUAACUCCAAUACUACACAACUUGCACCAGAACCAUCUAGAUUCAUAAAUAGCCUACAGGUGAAGAUGGGUGCUUUGUCCAGCGCUCUUAAGGGCCUGUUUGGCAAGAAAGAAAUGAGGAUCCUGAUGGUCGGACUUGAUGCUGCUGGAAAGACCACCAUCCUGUACAAGCUCAAACUGGGAGAAAUUGUUACCACGAUCCCGACCAUCGGAUUCAACGUGGAGACGGUAACCUACAAGAACAUCAGUUUUACGGUGUGGGAUGUUGGUGGUCAGGACAAGAUCAGGCCCCUCUGGAGGCAUUACUUUCAAAACACAGAAGGCAUUAUCUUUGUGGUGGACAGUAACGACCGGGAGCGGGUCGGAGAGGCCAAAGAGGAGCUGAUGCGAAUGCUGGCUGAGGACGAGCUGAAUCAGGCUGCGCUGCUCGUGUUGGCCAACAAACAGGACCUGCCCAACGCCAUGGAUGCAGCCGAGGUCACAGACAAGCUGGGCCUACAAACCCUGCGUAAGCGCGACUGGUACAUCCAGGCCACGUGCGCCACCGGAGGAGACGGUCUGUACGAGGGCCUCGAUUGGCUCUCCUCCAAGCUCAAAAAAGGAAAAUGAUGUUCCUGCCACCUCUGUGUGCAGUGUGACGGCGGACUGUACCGGCCCGGGUCUCAUUCUCUCCUUUGCUCUCUUUCCCCUGAAGCCUCGGACCUCUUGGCCGGUGCUCCCCAGCAUCUGUGCUCUGUAGGGGAGUUUUUUUUUAACUCUCAUGCACCUCAUUCCUCCCAUGUGGGCUCAUCCAAAAGCGCUGGUCUCCACAAAGGAACGUCCUGUGUAGUUCAGUUUUUACACCUGCUGGAGACCAGAUCAGUUCACAUUCUCUAAAAUGAGGCUUUUUGUCGCACUAAAGUUUGGGCACUUGCACUGGCUACUUUAUACUUUUAUACCUUUCCCCAUUUAUUCAAUUAUUUCUGCAGCUUUUUAAUUAAGUUCAAGUUCUGCCUCUUCUAAAAACCGGAUACUUUUCUCAAGGUGGCUUUGUCUCAAAGGUCCACUAAGCCUGGUGUGGAGCAGGCGAUAGAAUGUGCAUGUUUACAUGAAGGGAGGUGUGCAGAGGUGUGUCGUCGUGGUGCUGUGAGGGUUUCAGCUUUGUUUUUUAUUUACUGGUUGUCUGAUUUUCUAGGAAAUGUAGUUUUUUGGUUCUGAUUUCCUUGUGUUUUUAUAUGUUACUGCUGAUCUCGGCGCCUGGUUUACGUUGCCGCGAGGUCGCAGACUCCAGUGUUUUCUAAAAGACGCGCUUGUUGUUCCCCACGUUGUGGUGAGCGUUCUGUAUGAAUCAGCACUGUAAAUGCUUCAAUGUGUUUCGCUCGCUGUAGAGUUAUUUAUAUUAUGCCCCCCCCCAUGCUGUUUGCACAAUCUCGUCAACUUGCACAACGCGACGGGCAGAUGUCGUCCAUCUUCCCUUGUUAAGCUCAUUGUUUAGCAUCUUUCAUGUCUUUUCAUUAGAAUAGGGAAUAAUUCAUUCACAGAUUCAGAAUGCCUCACAGAUAAUCCUUUAAAGUCUUCUAUACCUCGCCAAAGUAAAGUACACAUAAAAAAAACGAUGGCAAUGAAUUUGGGGGUCAAUAGAUUUUGAAUUUAGGUACUUGGUCACAGUGCAGAUAUACCAUAGCGCCGAUUAUUAUAACCGUGGAGUGGAAUAUCAAAUAUUUGUAAUAUUUUAAACCGUAUAACAUUUGUGGGUGUGGUUUCAAAUGUCUUAUUGUUGUUUGUUUCCAACAUUAUCAAAGAUGUGAUAGAUGCCCUCUUUUCCUGCUCAGUGAAACUGCUAAAACAUCACAAAGGAUGCGAACCGACAUCCGACCUCAGGGGCUAUUUCAUCGGCCCGUGUGAUGCAGGUUCACAAAAACGUGUUUCCAAUAAGACCUCUGUUUUGCUUUAGUUCUGAUCUCCUUGCAAUUGAUUAAUAAAUCAAUAAAUCCACUCA
Messenger RNA from Gasterosteus aculeatus aculeatus (three-spined stickleback), 2143 nucleotides. RefSeq names its product ARF GTPase 2a (gene arf2a). The record is from RefSeq and is a predicted model, not a curated record. NCBI's taxonomy places the organism in Eukaryota, Metazoa, Chordata, Actinopteri, Perciformes, Gasterosteidae. Gene Ontology annotation, molecular function: GTPase activity; GTP binding.